This is a messenger RNA of Rubroshorea leprosula, 656 nucleotides long. Lineage: Eukaryota; Viridiplantae; Streptophyta; Magnoliopsida; Malvales; Dipterocarpaceae. The record is from the annotation of a GenBank genome assembly.
ACGUAUUAAGUUUUAAUCCAAAAUUUCAGUUAUAUUUCUCCUCUGUUGAGUGAGUUUUUUGGGAGUGGAUUCUCUUAAUUUAUCUCUGUAUCUUAGGUCUUACCAACUUAAGUGGUGAACCUGGCAAUCGAAUUCAUCGUAGUGGGAUUCUAAAUCUCACCAAAAUCGGUGUUUCGGUAUCGGCUCCUACGCCAAACCUCCCCAUGGCUACCUUGUUCAGUUAAUAGGCAAUACACCAAUGGUCUAUCUAAACAACAUUGUGGAUGGUUAUGUGGCUCGUAUUGCUGCCAAGCUAGAGAUGAUGGAACCUUGUUCUAGUGUUAAAGACAGGCAUAGAGACAUCUUCAGAUUGCGUAUAGCAUGAUUAAAGAUGCAGAAGAAAAAGGCUUGAUUACACCAGGAAAGACCGUUCUCAUUGAACCUACGAGUGGCAAUAAUGGUAUUGGAUUGGCAUUUAUAGGUGCAACAAGGGGGUAUAAAGUUAUUGUUGUAAUGCCAUCACACUAUAGUAUUGAGAGAAGAAUUGUUCUCCAAGAAAUUGGACCUGAGGUGUUUCUCACAAAUCCAAUGAAGGGAGUUAAGGGUAUGUAUGCCAAGUGUGAAGAAAUACUGAAUAACACACCUAAUGGAUACAUGCUUCAGCAAUUUGAAAAUCC